UGACGAGACGCUUAUUAGAUUUAUCAGAUGUAGGUGAUUUCAUCAAAAUGUGUGGGUCUGUACGCUGGUUGUGUGAGAUAAUGCUAUAUUAUUCGAAUUCGCAAUGCCAGCCCGGGCGAAACAUCUCUUCUACAAGUAGCCUAGCCCACGGUGUUGCUCCAUAAAAGAACAGCGCUGUGUAGAAAAAUGUGUUGAUCCAUCAGAAGGGAAGGGUAGACUACAUUUUUUCCCCCGGAGAAAGGACACAUCGGGAUAAGGAGGCUCUUUUUCAGAAAGGACAUCGUCAGGACAGUAAAAUGUAAUUUCGGGGGGAAGCAACUUCAGUCCUUACCAUUUCUUACUUUGCUCAAACAAAGUCUUUCUGGAUAACAUCUCAAAGGAAUAUCUUACUCUCAAGUGUUCAAAGAGACUGUUGGGAUAUUUCUUGAUACCUUUUGAGGCUCCUCAGCCAUAGGAUCUGUACUAUCGUUGAUACAUUAUACUCGAGGACAUGUCUGCUGUGCGGCUGCUGCUCCUGUCUCUGCUUUGUGCCCUCUUUGUGUCCCUGUGCCAUGGGGCCUGUGCAGAGGUGGACUCGGACACUGAGGCCGUUGCAGGCAAAGGGUUCAAACUGGGCUGCAUCUCCUGUAAGAUGAGGCCCGAGGUGGAGGCUUCUGCCACAGUCGACUGGUAUUUCAAGGCCAAAGGGGAAGCUGACUUUGCUCAUAUAUAUAAUUACGAUGAGGAGGGCCAGCACAUUGUGGAUGAGCGCUUCGAGGACCGCGUGGACUGGAGCGGCAGUAAGCAGAGCAAUGACAUACAGGAUGCGUCCAUCUACCUCUUCAAUGUCACCUUCAAUGACUCGGGCACCUACCGUUGCUUCUUCCACCGGCUCCUGACGUACGAGUUCUACGAAUACCAGACUGUUGUCAGCAAGGUUGUGCACUUGACAGUGGUGGCUAAAGCCACCAGAGGGACGGCCUCGAUAGUCUCUGAGGUGAUGAUGUACGUGUCCAUCAUCGGGCUACAGGCUUGGCUCUACAUAGAGAUGGUAUACUGCUACAGAAAGAUCUCAGCUGCAGGAGAGGAAGCAUUACGAGAAAGCGCGAAUGCCGAAUAUUUAGCCAUAGCCUCGGAGAGUAAAGAUAACUGCGGUGUGCAAGUGGCAGAAUAACCCAGGAAUUCAAGCGGUGCCAUCUACAGACUGGCCUCAUCACCGAUACGACCCCUUGUUUUGCAUGAAGACACCCGGAAGAUGUAUAGUAUCUCUGAGUCUUUAUUACCUUUCCUGUUACAAUGUUAAUGGAUAAAUGUGAUAUGAUGACAUGAUUACUUUUAGAGUAGUAUGUGUAUGAAUCCUAUUUUUCAGUUUUAAUGGUAUCUCUAAAGUGUAUGUACAUUUAUAUUAAGAGGUAUUGUGAGCAUGACACAAGGCGAGAUGGUUGAGCUCCGAUAUUUAUUAAUCCAAGGGGUAGGCAAAAGGUAGGUCGGCGACAGGCGAGAGUUCAUGAACCGGGUCAGAGUCCAAAACAGUACCAGAUGAAGGGCAGUCUUGAGGUCAGGCCAGACAGGGGUUCAGUAACCAGAUUGGAGUCCAAACAGUACAAGGGGAUAGGCAGGCUUGAAGACAGAACAGGCAGUGUGGUCAGGCAGGCGGGUUCAGAGUCC
Messenger RNA from Salvelinus sp. IW2-2015, 1647 nucleotides. RefSeq names its product sodium channel regulatory subunit beta-1-like. Gene Ontology annotation, cellular component: voltage-gated sodium channel complex. Gene Ontology annotation, biological process: sodium ion transport; cardiac muscle cell action potential involved in contraction; regulation of heart rate by cardiac conduction. Lineage: Eukaryota; Metazoa; Chordata; Actinopteri; Salmoniformes; Salmonidae. Gene Ontology annotation, molecular function: sodium channel inhibitor activity; transmembrane transporter binding. The record is from RefSeq and is a predicted model, not a curated record.